Clunio marinus is the source of this 198-nucleotide messenger RNA. The record is from the annotation of a GenBank genome assembly. NCBI's taxonomy places the organism in Eukaryota, Metazoa, Arthropoda, Insecta, Diptera, Chironomidae.
AUGCAGUUGAAGCGAAUAAAUUUACUGACCACAGUUUUGUUGAGCUCGCAUGAUGGAAUUUUCGUGGAAAAAGAGGAUCCGACAUUGACAUCAUUAGAAGUCGGAAUUCAACCCAUAUUUGCUUUAAGAUUCAAAGAUGAUAAAGAAUCUUUUUUCUGUAAGACUGUGAGGAAGGCAGCAGAAGAAACUUUUACUUAA